AUAACUAACAGUGUAGCUUCUCAUAUUAUUUUCAAUCCAAAGUAGUCUCAACAUGUUGCAUUGUGUAUGCACUACCUUGCGAAAUCAGUUGUUUUGUGCACGACCACCCUAAUGCAACAUAGCGUUCCGCCGAAAUAUGAGCGCAGAAAAGCUUUCUACGCGACGCUCAAGUCACCGAAAAAGUCCAACACUGCGAACGCUGUUAGUUAUUUGAAUUACGAUUCUCCAAUCAGAUCGCUAUCGCUUUCGGAUGCGAACGCUUCAGAAAAGUGACGCUAACGCAAAAUCAAAACACACAAUUUCGUUUCACUACAAAUAAUAACAUAAACAAUAUGCAUAAUCCCGACUACGUGCCGGCGUCGAACAGUAGCAGCGUGUCUCCGCGCAUUGGCGGUGGCUAUCUGCCGACUCCAACAGCACCGACGGCCGAUUUUCAACCGCUGCAUGUGCGCUUCACCAGCGAACAACUGGCGCCCGAACAGCACAAGCUAGGUGAGCUGUUCGCGCAAAAAGUCGCCGCCAAAGAGUUCUUCUACGGCAUCGAGCUGUCGGCGCGUUCAUAUGGCAAACAACAAACAAUGCUGGACUACAAUGGCUUCGGCGCGCUGCUUCCGCUCUUCACCUCGCUCGUGUGGUUGGGGCAGGACUAUGCCAACAUCGAGGAUAUGGCGGCGGUGGAUGCCAUCAGUCUGGGACAAGAACUGCAACAACAUGUGGUGGUGAUGCCACACUUCACUUGCUAUCGCGCCGAUUCCAAGCGACUCGACGAUUUCUUAACGCUCAACUUCACGAAUAUUUUGGCGCUGCGCGGCGAUCAAGUGGUGCCGCAACAACAAUUCCAGCAUGCAAAAGAUUUGGUCGCGUAUAUACGCAGCAAACGCGGCGACACAGUAUCUAUUGGUGUUGGUGGUUAUCCAGAAGGACAUCCGGAAUCGAAAUCAAUGGAGGAAGACAUGCAGUACCUCAAGGAGAAGGUGAAUGCCGGCGCCGACUUUAUCAUAACGCAGAUUUGCUUCUCUCCCGAGUCCAUCAUACGUUUUGUGCAGAGAUGUCGCGAGAAUGGCAUCACUGUGCCGAUCAUUGUUGGCGUUAUCGUGCCGGAUAACAUGCGCAUCUUGCAGUUCAUAAUGAAAAUCGUAAAGGCGGUGAUUCCCGAAGACCUUUUGAGUAAAUACAAGGAAUUGGAGGACGACCGCAAAGCGUUCCAAGCAUUUGCGGUGGAAAAUGCGGUGCGCACAGUGCAAAUGUUGCUGGACAGCAAUUUAGAAGUUUAUGGCUUUCAAUUCUUCACCAUGAAUCGCUUGAAAAAUGUGCAGCAGGUGAUUCACCAAAUCCUCAGUUUGAAUGAGACACAAAGUACAUAACUGCUUUAAGUUCUUUGUAUUAGCACAAUUUCACUAAUUUCAAACAAGACUGUAAAUAGUAAAUUAUAUUU
Messenger RNA from Zeugodacus cucurbitae (melon fly), 1435 nucleotides. Its product is annotated as 5,10-methylenetetrahydrofolate reductase. Bases 333 to 1364 code for a protein of 343 amino acids. The transcript has 3 exons. NCBI's taxonomy places the organism in Eukaryota, Metazoa, Arthropoda, Insecta, Diptera, Tephritidae. Gene Ontology annotation, cellular component: cytosol. Gene Ontology annotation, biological process: tetrahydrofolate interconversion. The record is from RefSeq and is a predicted model, not a curated record. Gene Ontology annotation, molecular function: FAD binding; methylenetetrahydrofolate reductase [NAD(P)H] activity.